This is a messenger RNA of Rhopilema esculentum, 3201 nucleotides long. RefSeq names its product transmembrane protein 135. NCBI's taxonomy places the organism in Eukaryota, Metazoa, Cnidaria, Scyphozoa, Rhizostomeae, Rhizostomatidae. The record is from RefSeq and is a predicted model, not a curated record.
CGUUUUCAGACUUUUUCCUUGCUUGGUGAUGACCAAAAAUUGCUUUGCAGUUUUGUUGCGAGUUAAGGCGUAAAUGGCAAUGAAUUUAUUGAUUGGCAAGGGAAUUUUUGUUAUUGAGAAUUAGAUAAAUUUAGAAUUGAUUAAAUUUUUUAAAUGGGCUCAAUACCGUGAAGUUUUACAUAGCCAAUAAGUGGUUUUCAAAUCAAAUCGCGACCCUUGCUUUCAAAAAUGGUAUCAUGGUCAAAGUUCAUAGACCCACUGGUGGUGGAGGGAAGCUGUCAUGAAGUUGGACACACUUGGUGCGAGUCCUGCUUGGAAGCAACGCUGGAAAUCUUCAUUAACUGCGUACGCUACUCCGUAAAGCUGUAUUCACCAAUAUAUAUGGUCGCUGGUUUGCUAACAAGAAGAAACAUACAGUACUUCACUGGCAAGAUGAUUGUGGAAAUUUUGCAGUCAUGCCUUUUUUUGUCAACUAAUGGUGCACUACUUGUCGGAAGCUUUUGUCUUUUCAGAAAGCUGUUUGGAAGGUUCUAUUUGUUAAGCUGUGGGUUUCUACCAGGUGCAGCAAGCUCAUUUGGAGGGAUUAUUUUGGAAAGAAAAUCCAGGAGAGGCUUGCUAGCUCUGUACAUGUUAAAUGUUGCUAUAGAAACAGUUUAUAACAUUUUGCGGAGUAGAGGUUAUGCCAUGGAGAUACCUUAUGGAGAGGUUGGUAUGUUCAUGCUUGCAACAUCAACAACUAUGUAUCUUCACAGAAAGCAGUUACUGCCAAAUGGGAUUCUGAAGAAGGUAGUAAGAUUGCUGUUGGGCGACAAAGUCCCGGAUGGAGUUGGUAUUCCACAAUCACUGGAACCCAGAAAAGAAUGGAUACACCAUUCGCUCAAAGUUUUUGCAGCAGGCUAUUGUAUCAAGAUGAUUCCUGGUUUUCUACUUUCUUUACCGAAAAUUUUUUCCAAUCCAAAAUUAAUACUCCGCGCUUUGGUGAACAAGGACAACGCAAGAUUUGGCGCCUUCACGGGGAGUUUGAUACUUCUCUUUAGGGUAUUUGAAUAUGUUUCCUACAAGAUCAGAAGGAAAAAAGACGAAUGGAACUCAUUUUUAGCCGGUGGCAUUGCAGGCCUAUCGAUGCUGUUCCAAAGAAGCUCAACACUGGCCUUGUACGUUUUAUCAAAAGUUGGCGAGGUGCUGUAUUUUCGUGGUGCCCAAAAGGGUUAUCUUCCUUGGUUUAAGAAUGGCGAUGUGUUUCUCUACACAGUGUGCACUGCUGUGAUGUUCCACGCUGCAGUGUUGGAGCCGCACAACUUGAACCCAACAUAUUGGAGAUUUCUAUCGAAUUUAACCAACAAAAGAUUUGGUGAAAUGAACAGAAAGAGACUGGAUCCAUUUGGUUUGGAAAGCUCGAGGUGUUUUCCAGAUUUUGAUCCGUUUCCUUUGAAGAAGAUGGAACACUAGUCACCUUCUUAAAGUCCAGUGGCCAGUGGAACCGUAAAGGAAACAGCAUGGUGACAUCAUUGAAACUGAACCUCACCCACGCUAGCAGUAACGAACUUUCUUACAUAUCUGAUUCCCUGCUUCACAAUGCUGCUCAAUCGCUUUUACCUAUGAUACCAGUUCAAAAUAAAUCUUUUUGUAGAGUGAAUUUUUCAAUGCCUAUUUUUUUAAACCUAUGCAUCAUAAUUUCAUAAAACGCAUGCUUUUAGCUGUAUCAAUUUUAGCUGAAAAUUCAAAUUGUCAGAAGUGGCGGAUUGUUUUUUAUACUGUCAGUUUAACUCUAAUUUACAAAUAGAUGCGGGAAUGACAAAGAGGCGGGAACAAUAAAUAGGCGGAAAUUUUAAAGAGGGGGGAAUGGUAUUUUGGACGAGAUUAUUCAGAGUACAUAGCGCAGUUGUGUCUUAUCAAAUUCAUUUCUUAAGUGUCGUGAUAAAAACAAAACACAAUUUUUGUUUUUAUUCAUGUUCGUUUCAAUCAUUAUUCAAUGAAAAGAAAUAUUUUUACAUGAAAAGUGAUAGAUAAUCAAUAAAUUGUAACUGAUAUUUAACAAUCCAAUAUGAACAAAGUUGCCAAGAAUAUUUACAUAUCAACAUUUGUCAACGUUUCUACUUCUUCUUGCCUUUUGCUGGAGACUUAGUUUUCCCCUUCUCUUUUGGUGAUUUACUUCUAGGACUUUUCCUACCCCUGGUAGGUGACGGUGUCUUCCGCUUUUUACUCACUUCACUGGCAUUGUCUGCAGGCGGCUGGUCAAUAAAUUUCUGUCUGUAUUGCUCUCUCAGUGAGUUGAUCCGGUGCCUAUUCUCAUCCAGUUUUGCCUAACAAAAGAGCAGACGAAUUAAAGAGGAUAAUUGGAACCUGAAAUCGUAGAGGUGUAGAAUUUGGAGGAGAUAGGGCCCUCGACGUUGAAAGUUUUGAUAACGGUUCUUGUUUAUCUCAAGAAAACAGUAAUAAAUGCCGAUAAGACAUGCGCCCCCCCCCCCCCCAUCUCUCUCUUACUUCCAGCCCAGUGAGAAGGCUCUAAUUUGUAUUAUCUCUCUGCUUCCCGGAAAUGCACUGUUUGAAUUCCAAAAAGACGUGAUUCCAAAAGGAUUUGUAAUCAGAUAUUGACCGUAAGUGACAAGAACGAAAAUAAUCCGUUAGUUCAAUCUAAAAAUGUACCUGCAUUUCCUCAUACUCUUGAAGCUGUUUCUCUUUUUCUAAAUUUCUCGCAAUUCUAUCUUCCUCUCUGUCUUUCAAAACGCUCUCCCUGAGUUCCCUGUACUUUUGUAUCCUCUCUUGCAACUCCAUCUCCAAUCUUUCUUCUUCUUUUUCAUCCAGCAGCAAUUUUUUGCCAGUGGACCUGAUAUAGAUAAAAAUACUCAAGUUUAUUCCGCUGUUAUAGAUGUUCUAUUUUUAUCAAGAUAGUAUUGUAGAUCAACAUCGUAAUUUUGUCAUAUAAUGUACGUUAUUGCUGAAGUACCGUAACAGUGUGGUACCAGUGUACAAUCGUAACAGUAUCAUAUUUGUAUCGUGUUAGCCAACCGUGACAAUCGUGGCAGUAUCGCAACUGUGUUGUACGAAUGUCGUAACAGCAGCGUAUGUAUCUCGAGACGUUACUCUGUCAGUGUAACAUUUGUGUCGUAAUUGACUAUCGCAACGUUAUUUUGUUAGCAUGUAUUGAAAUAAUUGUUUUCAGUGUUUCAGUUGAAACAAAGCAGCUUUUAUUUGAGCUAA